Desarmillaria tabescens is the source of this 665-nucleotide messenger RNA. RefSeq lists its product as uncharacterized. NCBI's taxonomy places the organism in Eukaryota, Fungi, Basidiomycota, Agaricomycetes, Agaricales, Physalacriaceae. The transcript has 2 exons. The coding region runs from base 189 to 515 and encodes 108 amino acids. The record is from RefSeq and is a predicted model, not a curated record.
GGAUACGGAGACUCGGACAUACCAUCGGUAUUAGCUAUCCAAGUUUGCCUACGCCGCACAUCAAAUCAGGCGUUCAAGUGUUCGGACUCUCCUUUUCUGCCCCACCAUUUGCUGUCACCGAUGGUAUCUCAGUAACCCAACGGUAUCGUCCGCAAAUUUCCCUUGGCUAGAUUACAGGAAUUAUUGGAAUGGGUCUUGGUUCUACCAGCAGUACAACUGCUGUCGGAACUGUCAUCGGCUUCGAAAUUAUCACUGGGGCAGGUUAUGGCGCUAAAUUUUCGAGCCUCUACUUCCCAGUCCUUGCGCCGUUGUCUAUAUCCUCUGAUGCCUUGGCUCUGGCCUUCUUCUCAUUCGUGACGAUAUGGGGCGUAAUCAUAAGGGGUGCUAUCCUCCAAAAUCGACUCGUCAAGAAACUCCCCCAGCAACUACUGGCUCAAUCCUCACUGCAGAUUGACGUCGUUUUCGAAGUCAUUCCUCUUAACGGCGAAUAUACAAGUAGCCCAGUGGCUAGAUGAUCCCUUGCACCGGCGCCCGUGUGGGAACCUAAUAAUAAUAGAUGCCAGUUGCUCUUUCUUAAGUGCCAUACCGUUAAAUACACUCUCGUAAGAGGUCUCAUUUCGAUGCAAUGCCAUUCGCUACGUUCCAAAUUUAGCUCUUCAACUCAG